UUUAUAAAUCACUUUGAAUUUAACGUAAAUUUGAAGGACUAGUUCUUUUUCUUCUAAUUUGUCAAAUUGAAAUAGUUUAUUCUUAUCCACAAGGAAAGAUCAUCCAGUUUUGUGUGUGACUAGAAAUGGACUAUUAUCUAUAUAUAUAUGCCCAAAAAAUAUUGUACUCCUCUUUUUAUUCCAAUAGUGAAAAGAAAAGAAAUUACAAAUGUAUAUUUUUUUCAAAAAAAAAAAAAUUACAAAUGUAUAUGUGAUUUUGACGUAAGUUGAAGACGGAAUGAAUAAACAUUGUUAUAUAUACACUAAACUUAAUAAUCUUUAUAUAUUCUUGAACUCGAACAUUUAAGAGUUUUUUUUUUUGGUGGCAAACAGAAAAGUUUUACGUUGAUAGUUCCAAAAUCCUCUGGUGACAACCCUUUAUGGCCGAAAGUGGGAAUAUUAGGUUUCAUAAAAGGGUUUCUCAUUUACAUUUUUUUAACAUUUCAUCCUUUUUUCUGUUGAUUGGAAAUAACUAACUUUAUCAUGAUGUAUCAAUUUCUAAAUAUAUAAUCUCUAUUUCUUAAGUAAUACACUAUAACUAGUUUUAUUUGUUUCUUGAACAGACAGACCAACGCUCCAUACUUUUCCGUUUUGGAUUGAUAAAGACUGUUGCAUGUGGAUCUCCAAGGCAUUGACAAAUUUAUUCUGUUUUACGUGUAAAAUAUUCUACAAUUUGCACUAGAGGACUAUUCUUUAUACAAUUUUAAUUUAAAAUAUUUGUUUGGGUUGCUUUUGUACACAUGGCAGAUCACAAAAAUAAUUCGACAAAGUUCUUUUAAUCUUUUCCAUUUCUCAUCAAAAAUAAUAUGCAUGUAUCACGUAAAUAAUUUCUUCAUAAAAAAGCAUUAUCAACUUCAAAAUAAAAGUUUUGUAAGAUUUUUCCUAAUAAAUAAACAUAAUUUUGAAUCAGUCAUUUGGUUGCGUACUGCCCCAGUGACCAUAUCUAGGCUGGUGGCUAGUGUCAACUAGACAACUCAGCCAACUACACCAGACAGAUCAACAAAGCUUUUGUGACCAAUAAUAUAAAAUCGUGUAAUAUUACACACUACUUGAUUAUCUCAAGAUCCAACGUUCAAAACAAUUCCGACCCCUGAGGUGACGAAGAGCCACUUUAAUAUUAAUUUUCAUUGUACGAAUAUUAUGUAAUCAUUUAUUCACCAUACACGUGAUUAUAUAUAUGUAAUAUACGCCGGCCCCAAAACUUCACUUUAAAAUAAAUAUUUGACGGAAUAUAUAAUUAAGUAACCCAUAAGUUCUAAGGUUAUAACCAAGUGGAUGUAGUCGGGUGGCGCAUAGCGUCCCAAAUGUUCUUAAAAGAUUUGGGUUCAAAUGCUGACUCAAAUUUAUUCAUCUAUCUAUGUAGCCAGACAACAAAAUCUAAUUCUUUUCACGAGCAACCGGAUUUGGCUGGUACCGGUGGUCAGGUCUUCAAAAAACCAGUCGGUUGUUUUUCAGUAUGCCGGAUACUCCCGGGUUAUCAGUAAAAAGUCUUAGGGCUAUACGAUGUUUAACAUAUAUUUUGGUCAUGGGUGGGGCCAUACAGAUGAACAUACACGUGGCGACUGUGAAAACCAUGUGAUCCAUUUGUAGAGUCCCUAUUUGACGAUGAUCUUGUUUUUAUUAGGGGACCACAAGUAUUUGAUCCAACUGGCUGGUCUCGUGUAUGGUACACGUAACUAGUCGUGGUUCAUGUGAGAUUUUGAUUUUUGCUUUUUAUUUUCUUUCGCCCGUGAUAGAGAUGAUGAAAUAACAUAAAGUCAUACACCAACUAUAACAAACAAAAGUUAUAUGUUCGAAGAAGACAUUAGUUUUAUAUAGGAAAGUGGAUAAAAUAGACAAUGUUUUGGUUUUAGUUUUAUAUAUGAUAUGAUGUGUUUGAUUAAGUUUGUUUUUCACUUUCAGCAGAAAAUAAGUUUUUUUUCUUCUCAUCAGCUGAUAUUUCUUCAAAAUAAAAAUGUUAAAUAAUAUUACAAAUUUUGAAAAAUUAUUAAACGAUUAAAAAUAUAAAGAAAAAUCGAUAAAAGACCAUGGAUAAUACUUUUUUUUUUGUAAAAAAACCAUGGAUAAUACUUGAAAUGAAACAAUUUUGAUCUCGUGAUUUUAAAGUCUUUAUCAUGAUAGUUUUGAAAAUUUGGGUGUUAAGAAAACUACAGACUGAGAUUAUCACAUAUCCGUUUGAGUAUAAAGUUUGACGAACAUAUUGGCCAUACAAUUAUUUUUUUAAUUUGGAGAAGAGAUGAUAAGAUUGUAAUGUUGAACACGGCGUCGACUCACCGCCUUUGGCCGACCAGCUACGUUACACUCUUGAGUCUUGCCAUGUUUGUGUUAUGCAAUUCCUCGACCUUGGGGAUGGGUUGAUAGUGACCGAGUUUUUUAAAAUAAAAAUUAUAUUAUUCUUCCACAAUUAAAUGAUUGAAAAAUUACGGCAUGAAAUGUAGUUUAGGAUUAGGUGGUUAAUCGAUCAUAAUCUGCAAGAGAGUGCCCAGUUAUUUUGUUCAUCAUUUCCUGUGUAUUUUUAAAAAUGUUUGGUUUCAACUACUUAUAAUAAUAAUAGUUACAUACAAUGAUAGUAAACCAGAUGGUACUGUUUUUUUUUUCUGAUCAUAUCCAAAUGGCAUCGCUAUCAAGUCAUUGCAUUCUAUCCCAAAAUAUUGCCAUGUUGAAUGAUUCAACAUGUUUUUCAUUAUCAUGUUUUAGUAAAACAAACUAAACCAAACGUUUAACCAUAUAAAAAAUCUAGUAAUUUUACAUUUUUAAUUUUAUAAUUGAUACAAAAAUUAAUGUUGGUUAACUAAUAAAUAAAAAUAUGUGUUAUUAUUAUUGUAAUAUAAUUAAUGAUGUGAUGUAUUGUUAGUGUAAUAUAAUUAAUAAAAUUGUUAAACUAAGUGAAGUAUAAAAAGACAAUUAAUGUAACUAUAUGGAUGAAAUUACUAAAAGUACACUAUAUUUUUUUAUACGGUCAUCCAUGUUUCCAAAUAGUUCUCAUUUAUAAUGCUAUCCAUGUUUCCUAACAAUACUAAAAUGUACUUCAGUUUUAAUAAUUUAGAUGAAAUGAUUCAAAAUAAAAACAAAUGUUAAACAAAAUACUUAAUGAAUCUCCUCUCAAGCGCUACUCUAUCCGACUUACCAACUACGAUUUGCAAAAUACCAAAAAUGGACACCUUCAAAAAUUUGGUUAUCCUAGAAAAAUUCACCUACUGAAUUCAAAAUAAUCACAAAACAAACACAUGCAUUUACAUGUUUCUACUUUAUAUUUUAAAUUCAACUAUAUUUACUUUGGUGUAACUAUUAGUUAUUUAUUAUAUUUUUGUUGAAUCGAUCAGUGAAAACUGCUUAUGCUAUUUCUCUUUAACCUUAGCAACUUCAAAACAAAGUAAUACACUAAUGUCAUUAAUCACUAUCAAAUGGAUCAAAAUAAUAAUAUUGAACUCAUUAGAGAAUAAAACAUACGAACCCUGCGCAACUUGUUCUUUUAUAUAGUUUGAAAUAGGCAUGACUUAAGGAUUGAGGUGGACCCUACUAUAAUUUAUUUUGCUAAAUAAUAUACAGUGUAAAAUAGUUAUAUUAACAAAAAUAUAUGAGUGCCGUGACAUUAUAAAUAUGAUAGAAAAGCAAAGAAAUAAUACUUUUAUGGGAUUAUACUUUACUAGUAUAGAUUCAGUUUGAAUGGGUACUCAAUCGGUUUUGGGUCGAACCGAUGCCCAUCAGAUAGAUAGACUAUGGCUGAAAUCAAACUGAACAUAUCUAUUUCGGAUCUGAUUCGGUUUUGGUUAAAUGUCGCAAGCCUAGUCAGAACCUCAUCCCGGGAUAUCCUAGGUCCAUCAAAAAAAAAUAUCAAUGGAACAUUCACACAUUUUAUAUUAGAGUUAUGUUUACUAAAACAAAUGUCGUCAACCUAAUAAACCCAAAAUUCGCCAUUUUAAUUUAUCUAACCAAUUUACUUAAUGCAUCUGCAUAGGUAAAAUCUAUAAACCCAUUGAACACGGAUAAGUGUUGGACAAGUCAACACCUUUCAAGUUUUAACUUUUAACCCAGCAAGUAAUUCAAUACUUCUGAAAAAAAAAUUCUGAAAUAUGGAGCAAACAAUACUAGGGGUGGGCACUUCAGAUAUUUUAUUGGUUCGAUUUGGGUUUGGUUCGGUUUGGUUAAUUCGGUUAUAGAUUUUUUUCAACUAAAAUAAACCAUAAUUAGUUUUGUUUGGAUCAGUUUUGAUUCGGUUUGUAUACGGUUUGGUUGUGGUUCGGUUUGGUUUAAUCGGAUUCCCUUAGUUUAGUUAUUUUAAGAGAAAUCAUGUUUUAAAACAUAAACGCAUGGUCAUGAAAUCAUCAUAUUGGUGCCUAUGAAAACAUAAACUAGGUAAACUAAAUCCAAUAUAAAACUGAAAUAAAAACAAAAAAAAACAAAAAUUCUUUUUAUAAAAACACAAUCAAAUCAAUGUUAACUAAAGUAAAUAAUUUUUUUUAAAAAAAAAUCGUUAAUAAUGCCUCUUAAAAAUAAACUUAUGUAAAAUAAAAUUAAUAUAAAACUGAAACGAUUUUUUUUUUAAAAACCUCAAUAAAGUUUAUAAGAACACGGUUUGAUUCGGGUUCGAUUCGGUUGAUUAGGUUGACGACAUAUGUUCGGUUGACAUUCACACAUUAAACCGAACUAUUUGAUAAUAAAAAUUCACCAAAGCCUUUUUAUUCCAACCGACAAUAAGAUCAUCUAUCUUAUUAAAGUAGAACUAUUUUAAGCUUUUGUUUGGCAACAUAGAUAUCUAUCAUCUUAUUAAAGUAGAAGUACUUUAAGCUUUUGUUUGGCAAUGUAGAUAGCAGUUAAAAAAUUUAUAGUGUUGUUUGAAAACAUGAGUAACAAUAUAUAAAAAAUAAUAAUGGGUUUAUGUUAUCAAGAAAAAUUAGAAAUUCAUUAUAUUAAGAAAACUAUAUAUAUGGGCCAGCUUUAAAAUAUACGAAAAAUGGAUGGCCCAAUCUAAUUAACUUAAAACAUCUUUGUCUAAAAUAAUCAUAAAACAAAAUUUAAAUUUUAUAUACAUAUUUCAAAUCAAAAUAUUAAUUUAAAAUUGAUUUAUAUCAAAAAAUGAUUCAAAAAUAUACAUAUAUUCAAACAUUGAUUUUACUAAAAUGUUUUUUAUAACCAUUGUAAAAAUGUUUUAAAUAUAUUUAAGAAAAAUACAAUACAAAGCAAUUUCAAAUACCAACGUAAAUUAUGAUUUUUAUAUUUCAUAUUAAGUGUUAAAAAUAUAAUAUAUAUGAUUAUUUAUAUGAUGGUUCAUAUAAAAUACUAUUACUUAUAUGAUGGUAGGUAAAAAACACGAUUAAUUAUAUGAUGACACAUAUAAGAUAUUUAAUAGUGACAUGAAAAAAUAAAUAGCAACAUAUUUUUGCAAUAUUAUAUCUUCUAUCUUAUUAAACUAGAAGUAUCUUGGGAAUGUUUGAAAAUAAGAAUAACAUAAUUAAAAAGAAAUAUAAUGUUGUUUUGAAAAUAUGGAUAGCAUUAUAUUAAAAAAAGAGCUUAUAUUAUUAAAACAAAUUGAAGUCCUUUAUAAAUUAUCUGUUUGGACAAAAUUUAAAAUAUACGAAAAUAACUCAAUCUAAUUACUUUUUUUGUGCAAUCGGUCCAAUCUAAUUAACUAAAAACAUAUUUUGUCUAAAUUAAUCAUUAAACAAAAUUCAAAACAAAAAAAAUGAUUCAAAAAUAUACAUGUAUUUAAAAAUUGAUUUUUACUAAUGUAUUUUCCAAUAACAAUUAUAAAAUGGUUUUCAAUAUAGUAUAUAAAAAAUACAAUACAAAGGAACUAAUAGAUUGAGUAAACCUUCUUUUUAAUUUUUUUUAUGGACCACCGAAAUAGAAUUAGAUUUACAAUACUAUAAAUAGCUAUAAUAUUUGGGUUACAAUAUCAAAUAAACAAUGAAAAAAAAAUAUAUGAAUGUAUUAGUAUUUCUUUAUUUGUAUUACAAAUACAAUAAUAGUCAAACAAUAAUAUAUAACGGGACCAUAAUUUUAAAAUUCCAACAAUUACCAAUUAGUUAUGAAUUAAUGUUCUUACAAAUUAAAGCAAACACCCGUGUCAAGAUCUAGUCUGGGUUUAUAGAAAACAAUCUUUAAUAUUAAUUGGGUCAAAAGCAAAAGUUAUCUUGGUAAUACAUUCUCAAAAGAGCAAAAUGCAUUAAAUUACAAUAAAUAAGAGAAUCCACAUAAUAUCAUUUUCUUCAUAUGUUUAGCAAAAAAUGUUAAUUAAAAGAUUUAUUUUUUUGGCAAAAUAUAUUUUAUUGUUUCAUGAAACUGUCAUUUUGUAAUUUCAUUGACAAGUUAUAAACAAAGUUCAGUUUUAGUUAACAUUCGCUUAACUUUAUUGCUUUAGUGUAUUGAUUUCAGACGACGUAACAAUUAUUUACUUUACAAUAUCGGAUUUGGGAAGCAAGAUGAUAUGAUUUUUUACUAGAUUCUGCAUGAACCUUAUAUGUAUUCAAUGUAUUUAAAAUAGUCACCAAACUGGGAAUAUAACAAAAGAAAAUAUAUGUUGGACUUUUAAGGUUUUAAUAUUUUAAGAUUUUUCAGAUUUUGAAAACUCAGAAGAACAAAAUGGAGACUGUAAGGAUGGUGAAGUUACCAUACUUUUUCAUAUUUUGUCUUCUCUUAAUCAUUAUCUGGUUAUUGUCUCAUCAUCCCUCAUGUUCCCCAUAUAUGAGUACCAUUCGAGGAACAGAAUUCUCGCACAUUCCACCUGAAUCUUCAGGCUUAUCGAGUUUACUAAAAGAAGCAGCUACAGAAGAUAAUACUGUGAUUAUUACCAUGGUAGAUCGAGAAUGGGCAAAACCAGCAUCUCUUCUUGAUCUGUUCCUUGAGAGUUUUCGGAUUGGAGAAAGAACCAAACACUUGCUGAAUCAUUUGAUUGUUGUGGCUCUAGAUAAUCAAGCUCUUCGAUAUUGUCGUCGUGCCCAUCCUCGUUGUUAUCUUCAUACAGGUUCUGGAAAGAAAAUUGGAUCUGUAAACCCAGAUGGUCUUAUUGCCGGUUGGAAUAAAAAGGCUUUGGUGAAAGAGAUUCUAGAACUCGGUUACAACAUGAUAUUUACUGAAGCUGAUGUGAUAUGGCUAAGGAACCCUCUAAUGCACUGCCAUCCACAUAAUUCAGUCUCAGUGGCUUGCGGGUUCUCAUCAAGUGAUCAACAACAUGUAACAGCAGAAAAUACAGGAGGUUUCUUCUAUGCCAAGUCUAAUGAAAUAACCAUAGACAUGUUCAAGAUCUUGAACGUAGAGAGAGUUUUGUAUCCUUCAACUGGAAACCAAUCCUUCUGCGACAUUGUCAAGCGGGAAGAUGUAAUUCGUGGGCUUAACAUGAAAGUAACGUACUUGGAUGACGAUAAUUUUGUGAGGUUUUGUCAACAAAAUAGGCAAAACCAAAGCAAGAUAACUACUGUUCAUGCAAGUUGUUAUGAUGAUACAAAGAGUAAGGUGCAGUACCUUAAGUUGCUUCUCCAAGACCGGAAAAUAUGACUCCGCGAUGGAGAAUUCAGAGGCAACGAAGAUUAUUUUCUUUAUACUUAAUAUAUCGAACAAUUUUUCUGUGUGAUAAGUAUGUGAAUUCAUUACUGGGUAAUGGACAAGGAAAUACAAUAAUUUGGAUCUUUUUUUUUUUAUCAACAAUAAUUUGGAUCUAAAUCUUGAUAAAAAGCAAAAAUUGUACCCCCAAACCCAAACGCAUAAAAAGUUCUAUAGGUACCCAACUUAAGUCUAUGCUUUGUAAACAUAGAGUCAAGACAUUAUACGGUUAUAAAUGAGGCAAUUAGGAAACUCCUGUUAGCUAAAAUACAUCAGCCAUUGGAUAAGAAUGUGCAAUACCAAAGCUUAAAGCGAAUUCAGCAAGGAAGUACGAUAAAGCAUCCAAAGACUGCUUCCUUCAGGAUACAUGCAGCACUGGAGGAGAAAAAAGCUUCUCAAAUUAGGCGAAAACAAAGGAAGGACACUAAAAUUAAAAGGCUCGACUUUGGACCAGCUCGGGCAUGUACUCUGUAACCCAGAAUCGACAACAAGAAUCGCCAGUGAAGAGAAAUCAGACCAUCAGAUCAACCCCAUGGCUUUCCUCUAGGCCUGGGCAUUUUACCCGAUUCCGAAAAACCUGAACCGAAAUAUGAACCAAAAUAGCAAAACACCCAUACCCAAACGGGUAAUAGUUUAGGAUAUAUUAGAUAUCCGAACCCGAACGGAUAUCCGAACAUAUGUCUGAUGACGUUCAUCCUCCUUAUAUACUUGUGUAUAUUGUUCAUGUCUCCUAUAUAUCCUCCACUACUGCUCAUUCAAUCACGAAUAUCUCGAUAUUCUCUUUACUUGCUUCCACGAAUGUCGCAACUGUCUGAAAUAUACAUUCGAUUGUGAAACAACUUUAUGAGAAAUCAAGUUCAGAAAGUUUCUACGGAAAACACUUGAAGAAUAAGUUUCAAAACUACGGAAAUGUACAUAAAGGCUAACAAGAUAGGAAAGGACAAGGGAAAAGAUACCGUGAGGCUCCCAUCGCCCUCAUAAACACCUCAAAUCGCCCACAUAGCCUCUAUCUCAUCACUCCAAUCGCCCACCUAGCUUCCAUUAGCUCCAAUCACCCACAUAGCCACAUAGCCUCUCUCUCUCUCUCAUCACUCCAAUCGCCCACAUAGCUUCCAUGAGCUCCAAUCACCCACAUAGCCUCUCUCUCAUCGCUCCAAUUGCCCACAUAGACUACUCUCAUCACACAACCUCUUCCAAUCGCUCACAUAGACUUUCUCUCAUCACUCCAAUUGCCCACAUAGCUUUCAUGAGCUCCGAUCUCCCACAUAGACUCUCUUUCAUCACACGAGCUCUUACAAUCGCCCACAUAGACUCUCUCUCAUCACACAAGCUCUUCCAAUUCCAAUCGCCCACAUAGACUAUCUCUCAUCACACAAGCUCUUCCAAUCUCCCAAAUAGAGUCUCUAUCAUGAUACAAGCUCUUCCAAUCGCCCACAUAAAGUCUCGCUCAUCACACAAACUCUUCCAAUCACCCACAUAGACUCUCUCUCUCUCUCUCUCUCUCUCUCUCUCUCUCUCUAUCACUCUUGAGUUCUCAAAUUGCCCACAUAGCUCACAUGGGCUAUUAUCGUUCUCAAAUGUCUUUCGUAUCGUCUCAGUCGGAGUCUCCGUUGAGAUUUUACGAUAAAAACUUUGUUUUUUCGUAAAAAACUCAACUUAAACGACAAAGACGAUACUGGCUAGCUUAACACCAUUAUAUCCUUGAAUAAAUGAAUUGACUCCGGCCAAUUCAUAAGAACAUCGACAUAGAAAAUGUGCAUCAAACUAAUCAACGUUUCUCUCCAAGAAAGUCGUAAAAACGCUCAAGUCAUAAAACGAUCUGAAAUAGCCUAACACGGUGAAAGCCCACUUAUGGUUUGAGAUUACAAUAGGCCCAUGUCGCAAUGACGGUCUACUCGAUUUCGUAGAGAAAAAUAGAACAAAAGGAUAAAUGUAAGCUAUCCGAAGAUAAAUAUGAAAAUGAAGGGGAUAAGGAAGGAGACGAAGGGAUGAUAUACUCGUAUCUUGAGAGGAUAAGGGAAGAGGGCCGACUUUGAGAGACUAUAUAUGCGAGAUCACGAGUUCUAGAGGCAGGAUCCGAAAAUUAGACCUUAGAAAAUUUAUGUUAGCUUUAGGAGAACUUAAGGCUUAGGCGGCUAGACUAGCGAGUUCUGUACUUAGAACGUUUACUGCUUUUUGUUCUUUUGUUCUCCAUUUUUAACGAAUUCAUGUUCAUCCUGUUUUCAGUGGAACUCUGUAAACUAUUCUUCUUAUUAAUCAAUAAUAUGCCUUUGUGCAAUUUCUUACGAUA
Molecule: messenger RNA, 9868 nt
Organism: Brassica rapa (field mustard)
Lineage: Eukaryota; Viridiplantae; Streptophyta; Magnoliopsida; Brassicales; Brassicaceae
Source: RefSeq, a predicted model, not a curated record